Hippocampus comes (tiger tail seahorse) is the source of this 1738-nucleotide messenger RNA. RefSeq names its product organic solute carrier partner 1b (gene oscp1b). The record is from RefSeq and is a predicted model, not a curated record. Gene Ontology annotation, cellular component: plasma membrane; cytoplasm. NCBI's taxonomy places the organism in Eukaryota, Metazoa, Chordata, Actinopteri, Syngnathiformes, Syngnathidae. Gene Ontology annotation, biological process: transport.
UGAUUGGCUACUUUCUCAUUGUAGCAACGGAUCUCCUCGGUCGGUCGUCGUGAGCUCGCCACAAUCCGGAGCUUUCUGUUUUUGUUGGCCAGUUCCGGAUUUUGACACGUUCCAACAUGUCGUCGAGGACUCUCCCGUUGCUCUUCAUCAAUCUCGGUGGAGAAAUGCUUUAUAUUCUGGACCAGCGGCUACGAGCUCAAAACAUCCCCGCCGACAAAGCAAAGAAAGUCAUGAAUGACAUCAUCACCACCAUGUUUAACAAGAAGUUCCUGGAGGAGCUUUUUAAGCCGCAGGAGCUUUAUUCCAAGAAGGCGCUGCGCACCGUUUUCGACCGGCUGGCCCACGCUUCCAUCAUGAGGCUCAACCAAGCGAGCAUGGACAAGCUCUACGACUUGAUGACCAUGGCCUUCAAGUACCAAGUUCUCCUCUGUCCUCGACCCCGGGACCUGCUCCUGGUUUCCUUCAACCACAUGGACGCCAUCAAGGAAUUUGUCAAGGACACGGCUUGUAUUUUGGCUCAGGUGGACGAGACGUAUCGGCAGCUCAUCGAGAUGUACGCGCCGUUAGCCAGCGGCGAAUUCCAGCUGAUUCGGCAAACUCUUCUGAUCUUCUUUCAGGACAUGCACAUCAGGGUGUCCAUUUUCCUCAAAGACAAAGUGCAGAACUCCAACGGUCGAUUGCUAUCCAGGAUGUAUAGCUGCACCGGCGAAGAGACGAGCAGGCUGCAGUUCAAUAAUGGCGGAAAUUACACCGCUGCACUCUGCGAAGGAUCCUUUGAGCUUUUCGGCGACAGGGUCACCAAACUGGGCACAAACAUGUACAGCGUUUGCCGUCCGGUGGAAACUCACAUGUCGGGAACCUCCAAGCGCUCUGCUCAGCACACCAAGGUCAACCUGGUUCCCAACCCUCUGGCCAAAGAAGAGCUCAACCUCUUAGCCAAACUCAUGCGAGGCUUGGAAGUCCCGAAGGCCGGCAAUGCGGACAGCGGCUUCCGGGUGAACCUGUUCGCCACCGACGAGGAAGAAGAAGAGGCGUUACUGUCCAGACCGGACGAACUGUCAUACGGAUUCAUAAACAUCCAAGCUACAAAGGACCAAACCGCCAACGCCGAGCUGGCCAAGAUCAUGGGGGAAUUCAGCGAGUCUCGGGAGUCGCCCGAUCUGUCCACGAAUGCCAGCAGCAAAGGGGACGACCUCCUGGCCAUGAUGGACGGCCUGUGACGCCAUCGGACCCCCUACAUUGUCCGCACCAGCUAAACCGACGCUGCGACACGUGCGCAGAAAACCUCCGGGUGCUUUUUCCUCCCGAUGUUUGGGAUUUUGUGUCCUUUUGGGGUGGGUACGUUCCGGAAAAUGACCCGCGGCCAUUUUACAUUCACAGCCAAACAAGUGCUCUUUUCGAAAACCCGAUUGUAAUCCGGGUUCCAUGCCGCGAUGGCCUCAUUCGUUGCCGGCCGGCCCCAGUUUCAAUGGAUCGUUGACGUGUGUCAGUUGUCCGUGGCGGUGAACGAGUACGGAGUAAACUCGGUCGUUUUUACACGACGAUGAUGAUGUGGAAGGAUUAUGGAGCGGAAGUCGACAAAUGACGGGGAGAAUUUGUCGGUGGUUAAUUGCAUUGUCAAAAGGUGUAUUGAAUAGUUUUUAUUGAUCGGAUUUAUGUACUGUGUUUUGUGAUGUGUAUCUUUUUGCAAUGUAGCUGUUCCAAAACGAAUACAAAUAAAUUUACAUUGUGCAAAUGU